Messenger RNA from Aspergillus puulaauensis, 3522 nucleotides. RefSeq names its product carbamoyl-phosphate synthase (glutamine-hydrolyzing) CPA2 (gene CPA2). Gene Ontology annotation, cellular component: cytosol; cytoplasm. The transcript has 3 exons. Gene Ontology annotation, biological process: 'de novo' pyrimidine nucleobase biosynthetic process; L-citrulline biosynthetic process; UTP biosynthetic process. Bases 1 to 3522 code for a protein of 1173 amino acids. Gene Ontology annotation, molecular function: dihydroorotase activity; metal ion binding; ATP binding. The record is from RefSeq and is a predicted model, not a curated record. Lineage: Eukaryota; Fungi; Ascomycota; Eurotiomycetes; Eurotiales; Aspergillaceae.
AUGGUUCUCGCCGCUCGGUGCGGGCAGGCUACGUCCUCCCUUUUGCGUCAGAGAUGCCUCGCUGAAUCCCGUCGGUCUGCGCUAGCUCUGCGCUCUUUCACUUCUCAGACCAACACUGCUCGUUCCACAGCGUCGGCACUCCGAUUGCAACAAAAGACCCCUUCUCCAUGGCGGCCGCAGCAGCUGCGCAGUUUCUCCAGCGCUCUCUGCCGCUUGGCCGCGGAGUCAUCCACCGGCGACAGCCUGUUUUCCAGUGGGAUCAUCCGGCCUGGCGCUAACCUGGUCGAUGUCAAGAAGGUGCUUGUUAUCGGUAGUGGUGGUUUGAGUAUUGGACAGGCUGGAGAGUUUGAUUACUCUGGUUCUCAAGCCCUCAAAGCUCUCAAGGAAGCCGGUGUCCAAUCGGUGCUGAUCAACCCCAACAUUGCGACUAUCCAGACCGACCACAAGCUCGCCGACGAAGUUUAUUAUCUCCCCGUCACUCCCGAAUACGUCACAUACGUUAUCGAGAGGGAGCGCCCUGAUGGUAUUUUCCUUUCCUUCGGUGGCCAGACCGCCCUCAACCUCGGUGUGCAGAUGAACCGCAUGGGUACUUUUGAGCGUUAUGGUGUGCGCGUCCUCGGAACCAGCAUCAAGACUUUGGAGACCAGCGAGGACCGUGACCUUUUCUCCAAGGCCCUGAAUGAGAUCAACAUCCCUAUUGCUGAGUCUAUCGCCGUCGGCACCGUCGACGAAGCCUUGAAGGCUGCUGGUGAAGUCGGCUAUCCCAUCAUUGUUCGUUCCGCCUACGCCCUGGGUGGCCUCGGUUCUGGUUUCGCGAACAACCCCGAGGAGCUAAAGAACUUGGCCUCUCGUUCUUUGACACUAUCGCCCCAGAUCUUGGUCGAGAAAUCUCUCCGCGGCUGGAAGGAGGUCGAGUACGAAGUCGUCCGUGACGCCUCCAACAACUGCAUCACAGUUUGCAACAUGGAGAACUUCGAUCCCCUGGGUAUCCACACUGGUGACAGUAUCGUCGUCGCCCCCAGUCAGACCCUUUCCGAUGAGGAGUAUCACAUGCUCCGUACCGCCGCUAUUAAGAUUGUCCGUCACCUUGGUGUCGUUGGUGAAUGUAACGUGCAGUAUGCUCUGCAGCCUGACGGUCUUGAUUACCGCGUUAUUGAGGUCAACGCCCGUCUCUCCCGUUCCUCGGCUCUCGCCUCCAAGGCUACUGGAUACCCUCUCGCCUAUACUGCUGCGAAGAUCGGUCUGGGCCACACUCUUCCCGAGCUCCCCAACGCUGUUACCAAGACAACCACUGCCAACUUCGAACCUAGUUUGGACUACAUCGUCACCAAGAUCCCCCGUUGGGAUCUGAGCAAAUUCCAGCAUGUGAACCGUGAUAUCGGUAGUGCGAUGAAGUCCGUGGGUGAGGUCAUGGCUAUUGGCCGUACCUUUGAGGAAUCUUUCCAGAAGGCUAUUCGCCAGGUGGAUCCCCGCUAUGUUGGAUUCCAGGGUGACGAGUUUGAGAACCUCGAUGAAGUUCUGAAGAACCCCACCGACCGCCGCUGGUUGGCCGUCGGCCAGGCUAUGCUCCACGAGAACUACUCUGUUGACAAGGUUCAUGAGUUGACCAAGAUUGACAAGUGGUUCCUUUACAAGCUCCAAAACAUUGUUGACAACCAGCACGAGCUCACGGAGAUCGGCAGCCUCUUUGGAGUCAACAAGGAGCUGAUGCUCAAGUCAAAGAAGCUCGGGUUCUCUGACAAGCAGAUUGCUUCCCUUGUCGGCUCCUCCGAGGAUGAUGUCCGCGCCCGCAGGAAGGGAUUCGGCAUCAGACCCUGGGUCAAGAAGAUCGAUACUCUGGCUGCGGAGUUCCCUGCUGACACCAACUACCUCUACACCACGUACAACGCUACUUCCCAUGAUGUCACCUUCGAUGACCAUGGCACCAUCAUUCUUGGAAGUGGUGUCUACCGUAUCGGUAGCUCAGUCGAGUUCGACUGGUGCGCAGUUAACGCCACCCUCUCAUUGAGAAACAUGGGCAAGAAGACAGUCAUGAUUAACUACAACCCUGAGACCUACUCUACUGACUUCGAUACUGCCGACAAGCUUUACUUCGAAGAACUCAGCUAUGAGCGAGUUAUGGAUAUCUAUGAACUUGAAACCGCCAGCGGUGUGGUUGUCUCCGUCGGCGGCCAGCUUCCUCAGAACAUUGCUCUCCGCCUACAAGAGACUGGCGGUGCCCACGUUCUUGGUACUAACCCCAAGGACAUCGACAACGCCGAGGAUCGUCACAAGUUCUCUCAGAUCUUGGAUAGCAUUGGUGUUGACCAGCCUGCCUGGAAGGAGCUGACCUCCGUUUCUGAAGCUGAGCGUUUCGCCGAAACUGUUAGCUACCCCGUUCUUGUCCGCCCCAGUUACGUCCUCUCCGGUGCCGCCAUGAGCGUUAUCCACAGCCAGGAGGAGCUGAAGGAGAAACUCCUCAACGCUAGCGCUGUCUCUCCCGACCACCCUGUCGUCAUCACCAAGUUCAUUGAGGGUGCCGAGGAAAUUGAUGUUGACGCUGUUGCCUCUAAUGGAAAGCUCCUUCUCCACGCUAUCAGUGAGCACGUUGAGCCUGCUGGUGUGCACUCUGGUGACGCCACCCUUGUCCUCCCCCCUGCCUCCCUUGAGAAGCCUAUCAUGGGCCGUGUCAAGGAGAUUGCUGAGAAGGUUGCCAAGGCCUGGAACAUCACCGGUCCCUUCAACAUGCAGAUCAUCAAGGCCGACCAGGAAGGUGCUGAGCCUCAGCUGAAGGUCAUUGAGUGCAACCUCCGCGCUUCUCGCUCUUUCCCCUUCGUCAGCAAGGUUCUCGGAACUAACUUCAUCGAUGUUGCCACCAAGGCUCUCGUUGGCCGUGAUGUUCCUGAGCCUGUUGACCUCAUGGAGGUCAAGCGUGACUAUCUCGCAACCAAGGUUCCCCAGUUCUCCUGGACCCGCCUUGCUGGUGCUGAUCCGUUCCUCGGUGUUGAGAUGUCCAGUACCGGUGAAAUUGCUUGUUUCGGUAAGGACGUUGUUGAGGCGUACUGGGCUUCAUUGCAGUCCACCAUGAACUUCCGUGUGCCUGAGCCUGGUGAGGGUAUCCUGCUGGGUGGUGAUAUCAACAACCCUGCUCUGGCCCAGAUUGUCGACUACCUCCAGCCUCUGGGCUUCAAGUUCUUCGCUGCCAGCCCUGAAGUCAAGACUCACAUCGAGUCCGCUACCCAGGACAGCGCCUCCGUCCAGGUGAUUGAGUUCCCCAAGAAGGACAAGCGUGCCCUUCGUGAAGUCUUCCAGAAGUAUGAUAUCCGUGGCUGCUUCAACCUGGCCAAGACCCGUGGCAAGACUCUCCUCGACGAGGACUAUGUUAUGAGACGAAAUGCAGUUGACUUCGGUGUCCCUCUUUUCAUGGAAACCAAGACUGCUCAACUUUUCGCCCAAGCCAUGAACCAGAAGCUUCCCCGUGCCGAUGGCAUCCCCAGUGAAGUCCGGACCUGGUCCAACUUUGUCGGCGGCAAGCUUCUGUAA